AGUUUAUAUUUUUCUAUUUCAAUUCAACUGUUUUAAUUUUCAACCUUCUGAAAAACGUGAAGGCGAUCCAGAUUUUUCCGAAGUAUCCCCCCAAUUCUUACAUAUAGUUCCAUCUUACAUCCAUCUUCUUGAAUUUUCGCUCGAUUUUCUUGUUCAUACUUCAUACCCUUUUCUUCUUCUAUCCUUAUUCCGAUCUAACAUGGCGGCGACAGCGUCUCAAUUUUCGUGUUUGUGCGCCAUCAACCGUGGCUUUCGCCUGCAACACCGCCGACCAUUCUUAGCUUCUCGUCCUUCUCUUUCCUUCCCUAAGUUUUCGAUUGUUAUGAGCGUUGAAGGAUCUGGUUCGAAUGCAGCUGAUUCCCAGACUAAAACAACUUUAAGCUAUGCCACUGAUGUAUCAGAAUCUCAAGUUGCCACAAACUCAUAUCCGGAUGUUGAAAAGUCGCCCGAUGUUGGAAAUUUAGAGAAUGAGAAGCUGCAGGAGCCUGGUGGUGUUGGUGCUGUGCCAAAACGAACAGCAAAAAUUCACGAUUUCUGUUUUGGCAUUCCUUUUGGUGGAAUUGUUCUAAGUGGUGGCCUUAUUAGCUUCAUUUUCUCAAGAAACCCGUCUGCAUUCAGCAGUUUGGUGUCUGGAGGUGCUUUGCUGGCCUUGAGCACCUUAAGUUUGAAAAUCUGGAGGCAGGGGAAGUCCAGUUUUCCAUUCAUUCUAGGACAAGCAGUAUUUACGGCCUCGUUUUUCUGGAAUAGUUAUCAGACGUACUUAUUGACCAAAAACGUGUUUCCAACAGCCAUUUAUGCUGCCCUCAGUGCUGCAAUGCUAUGCUUCUACUUAUAUGUCGUAAUUUCUGGAGGAAACCCACCGCCGAAAAAAUUGAAGCCUUCUCCAUCUGCUGCUUAAUGAAAUUCAAAUCCUAUACAUAGUUUGAUUACACUUGGAAAAAUAAUUUACUUUUUGAUGUAGCGCUGAGUUAAGUUAGGAGGGAAAAGAAGGCCUCGUUUUCAUUUGUUGGGAAUGGUAAAAUACUAAAUGAAGCUUAGGAGGUGGGAAAAAUGCACUUGAAUAGUUAUAAUCUGUGAGGAGCUAGGCGGUAGAAUUCAUGAAGAGGGAGUGUGUUACUUGAAGGCAACGAGAGCUUGGAUUUUGCUUUUGAACAUAAUGGUUAUGAGGUUUGUAUUUAUAGAAAUAACUUGUUAGUAGUUGAGUGUUUUCGUUGGGGUAAACGACCCUUUGAUAAAUAGUUGAAGAUAGUUAUUAUUGCUAUUAGAUGAGGGGAUUAUUACUGGAAGACUUCUGUAAUAAUUUAGAUGGUUAUAUAAUAUAUGGUGAAUCUUUGAAGGUACAAAA
Molecule: messenger RNA, 1345 nt
Organism: Cucumis melo (muskmelon)
Lineage: Eukaryota; Viridiplantae; Streptophyta; Magnoliopsida; Cucurbitales; Cucurbitaceae
Product: protein FATTY ACID EXPORT 1, chloroplastic
Exons: 6
Coding region: 200-898 (232 amino acids)
Cellular component (GO): membrane
Source: RefSeq, a predicted model, not a curated record